Messenger RNA from Leptosomus discolor (cuckoo roller), 805 nucleotides. Lineage: Eukaryota; Metazoa; Chordata; Aves; Leptosomiformes; Leptosomidae. The record is from RefSeq and is a predicted model, not a curated record.
AGUGCUGGCAAACCCCGGCAACAGCCAAGUGGCCCGCGUGGCGGCCGGCUUGCAGAUCAAGAACUCCCUGACGUCCAAGGACCCCGACAUCAAAGCCCAGUACCAACAGAGAUGGCUCGCCAUCGACGCCAACGCCCGCAGGGAAGUCAAGAACUACGUGUUGCAGACGUUGGGGACAGAAACGUACCGGCCCAGUUCCGCCUCCCAGUGCGUGGCCGGCAUCGCGUGUGCGGAGAUCCCCAUGAACCAGUGGCCCGAACUCAUCCCCCAGUUGGUAGCGAACGUCACGAACCAGCACAGUACGGAGCACAUGAAAGAGUCGACGUUGGAGGCCAUUGGCUACAUCUGCCAGGAUAUCGAUCCAGAGCAGCUCCAGGACAAAUCCAAUGAGAUCCUGACAGCCAUCAUCCAGGGAAUGAGAAAGGAAGAGCCCAGCAACAAUGUGAAGCUAGCAGCUACUAAUGCACUCCUGAACUCUUUGGAAUUCACCAAAGCAAACUUUGACAAAGAGUCUGAAAGGCACUUUAUUAUGCAAGUAGUCUGUGAAGCAACGCAGUGUCCAGAUACGAGGGUACGAGUGGCUGCCUUACAGAAUUUGGUGAAGAUAAUGUCCCUUUAUUAUCAGUAUAUGGAGACAUACAUGGGUCCUGCGCUUUUUGCUAUAACUAUUGAAGCAAUGAAGAGUGACAUAGAUGAGGUGGCUCUACAGGGCAUAGAGUUCUGGUCAAAUGUCUGCGACGAGGAGAUGGACCUGGCUAUAGAGGCGUCUGAGGUGAGCUCGCGAGCGGCCGCUGGGAUCGUCUGA